GUCUCGCCGCCAUGCCGUUCCUGGGGCAGGACUGGCGGUCCCCCGGGCAGAGCUGGGUGAAGACGGCUGACGGAUGGACGCGCUUCCUCGACGAGAAGAGCGGCGGCUUCGUCGGCGACAUCAGCAGCUUUUGCAAGAAGGAUGAUCACAACAAAGAGAAUCUCUUCAACAGCCUGAACUAUGAUGUUGCUGCCAAGAAGAGAAAAAAAGACCUGCUGAAUAACAAAGCCAAGAUUCAAUAUUUCCACCAGGAGAAGUGGAUCUAUGUUCACAAGGGGAGCACAAAAGAGCGCCAUGGUUACUGCACCUUGGGGGAAGCCUUCAACCGACUUGACUUCUCCAGUGCUAUCCUGGACUCCAGGAGAUUCAACUAUGUUGUGAGGCUGCUGGAGCUGAUAGCGAAGUCUCAGCUGACGUCACUGAGCGGCAUUGCCCAGAAGAACUACAUGAACAUUUUGGAGAAAGUGGUGCAGAAAGUCCUUGAAGAUCAGCAGAACAUCAGGCUAAUACGGGAAUUGCUGCAGACCCUCUAUACAUCUCUCUGCACGUUAGUUCAACGGGUUGGGAAGUCUGUCCUGGUUGGAAACAUCAACAUGUGGGUGCACAGGAUGGAGAGUAUUCUCCACUGGCAGCAGCAACUGAACAACAUUCAGAUCACCAGGCCUGCCUUUAAAGGAACCACUUUCACAGACCUACCAUUGUGUUUACAAUUGAACAUCAUGCAGCGACUGAGUGAUGGGAGAGACCUGGUUAGCCUUGGUCAGGUGGCUCCUGACCUGCAAGUGCUCAGCGAAGACCGGCUGCUGUGGAAGAAGCUCUGCCAGUACCACUUCACAGACAGACAGAUUCGCAAACGGCUAAUCUUAUCUGACAAAGGGCAGCUGGAUUGGAAAAAGAUGUACUUCAAGCUCAUAAGGUGUUACCCACGGAAGGAGCAGUAUGGUGACACGCUGCAGCUCUGCAGGCACUGCCACAUCCUCUCCUGGAAGGGCACUGAUCACCCCUGCACAGCCAACAACCCGGAGACUUGCUCCACCUCACUUUCGCCGCAAGACUUUAUCAACUUGUUCAGGUUUUGAACUUGGGUCACCGCAGCUUAUGCGAUUCUUACAGGACACUUUAUGCCACUGAGCUUGGACACUCCAUUUGUAAAUAGUGUAAAUAUUCAUGUCUGUUUUGAAGCUCCUGAGUCAAGGAACAAGAGGAUCUCGGAGAUGAAAGGUGAAGUUGCUCACUGACGCACAGCACUUAAGGAAUACAGACUUCCAUAGGACUGGUGUAUGUUGUACAGAGUCCCUUUUUUUAUGAUCAGAGUACAAGAUACAGGGCAAAAAAAAAUUCAUGUUCUUGUUUUUAGAAGUUAAAAAUGAAAUUGCCCCUCAACCAUUUGAGAACUCUUUUGGUUUGUUUCUUAUAGAGAGAAAGCAAUACGAGGCUAGGACUGUUGAACUGUUCCUCCAUCUGGUUUUAUUUAGCAUACAUAUUUAUAAAUAUGAUGUUUUAAAACUAUGAAAAAUAUCCCUGUGACAACUUUAACUUUCGUUUUUAAAGGACACAUUCUGAAAUGCAUGGAACUCUAGCCUACUUGUGAGAGAGAAUGGCAACAUACUACUUUCUACCUCUAAUAGAUUGAGUACCUUUCAGACAAGAAUCCAGUGUACAAUGUGAACUUUUGUAUUUUGUACAAUGAUUUAAAGGGAAAUGUUUGUGAUAGUAAGCAUCUUUUCUUGUAUUAAUGCUUACCUCUUUACAUUAGUUAUCUUGCUCUGUGCUUGAAUGCCUAGAUGAUAGGCACCAUAUAAAUACCUAAGACUUUACUCCAUCCUCUUUUAAUUUGUUGGGUUUAUGAAAGACUAAGCAAAAGGGGAAAGUGAAGCCAUAAGGAUGAAGAUUAUCUAAAAGGGAGGAAGUUCUAUUAUAGAGAAACAAAGGACUGGAUUUAAUCUCAUCAUGUAAAGACUUAUCAACUCCACUAGGUUAAUUACACUGGUUGAAAUCCCAAGUGGGGUUAGAAUCUGGUUCUUCAAGCCCAUGUUUUCCAACACUGCUCUGUAUUCCCACUGCUGUCAAGUGAAUUCAGUCAUCUUGGGGCAGGUAAAAUACAGGGAGAACUGGACCAUCCAAUCUAGUGAAAUUACGCGGUUUUUAGUCACUUGAGAACUGACAGCAUCAUUUAAGACUACUGGAGUUUAGGGUGAUGAGCGAGACAGCAUAGAAUCAUAGAAUAGUUUGGGUUGGAAGGGACCUUCAGAAGUCAUCUGGUCCAACCCCCAUGAAGAAACUGGUCAGCAUUUUCCUAAAAACAGCAGUCAAGACUGGGGUAAUCAAGGGAUUUCCAGCAUGGCACUUGGCAUCUUUGCUACUCACACAGAGAAAUAACCAAAGACCCAGCCUAAUCCCUUCCACUUCCAGUGCUGAGCUGCUUUAUGGGAUCAUCUAACACCAGCCUAGAGCUAAACUUUCAAUCCUAUGGAGUAAGUGGCCAAACUGACUUCACUGUGGCCAUGAUCUGGCUCAACAUCUCCUCUGUUGCACGCAAUGAUUCACUCUUCCGUAGAGUGGAUCUCGAAGCAUCCAGCUCAUAUCUAACAAGGUAUGGAAGGGUUUUGCUGUUUGCCAGUAGAUUUCCUGUAUAGCACUUUCUCUGUGCUGAUGUAAGCAGAAUACCUUGGAAGGGUAAACAUUUAUGUGACUAUGUACAAAGAACUGUGAGGAAGUGGAGUACUCAGGACAAUUCAGGAAGAACUACUUGAGUUAAUUAUUGUUAACUAUUCUGUUCCUUUUUUUACAUUUUUAUAACUGACUUUCCACACUUUUCUGGAGCUGUUUAUAUUAAAAAUUGACAGUAUUUGCAUUUUUGCAAACUAAAUCGCUUUGCAUUUUCUUGGAAGAGAUGCAAAAAGGGAAAAAAGCUGCCUCUAGAUGGAGCACUGGGGAAAUGGGGGAGGAAAACCAGGAAAAUGCUGACAGGAGCUGCCCUUCUGCCUUCCAACAGCAAACCCAAGCUUUUGCUCUGUGAGCCUGUGCACCCUUAGCCAUAGCCCAGAGCUUGGCACUCUCCAGAGAUGAGGAGAAAACACGUGCAGCAUAGAGAGCUUUGUCUUGGUGUUGAUGCCCCAUCCAUCAGUUUGCUGGUGGAAAGCGUAAGCCUGCUGAUCAUACUCAUGUCAACUGAAAGUGAUUUAAAAGCUGUUACCUUGGAAAAAUUAACUUGUGCUUGUUUGGAGGGACGUUUGAGUGAAGGAGGCCGGUUUGUUUUCAUUCUCACACUGUGUGUUCAUAUUCAUACCCACAGUGGGUAGAUGAGGCUGAAAUCUGGCUUUGUGAAUGAGGAUAUUAAGGACAGAAACAUGCAAGUGAAGUGAGUGAAGCACCGCCACUGUAUUUGGAGAUUGUUGUAGCUCCUUUUUCUAGAAGUGAGAGGAUCUGUGCCCCUUGGCAGCAUCUGUUUCCAGCUCUGACCUAGGGUGGCUUUGUUCCAUUGUCUUGCCACCCAUAGUGAGCCAACUUCACUAUGGUUGAUGGGAAGGCAGUACUACUUCACUAUGAAAUGCUGGGGGGGUUCUGCCUAGUCUGAGUCCAUGCUUGGCAGAUAACACUUAUCCACUGUGAGAUUGUGACACUGGGUGAAUUUCAAGCUCAGGUUUGAAUCCAGCCUAGUCCAUUCCCUGGACAGCAAGACAAAAUCUCAGCAUUUAGCUGUGAUUCAGGAAUGUCUGAGCAUUACUCAUUGUCUCUAUCAGCCCUUCGCCGCUCUUGAGCAAAGCGUUUACUCUGUGUCCUCUGCCCAGAGACCACAGGUUGUGCUCACAACAUAAUGUGCAACUGAGGCUCCUAUGUAUAAAACUUCAGUUAGAGGUGAGAGUUUUAUUUAUUAGCACUAUAUAAACUUAAAGGGUCAAAGAGGUGAAGAUUAUUUGUUAAUACAUACAAACGCUUGUGUGUUGCUCUUGUGAGGUCCUGAGAUAUUGCUCUCUGUGUCCAAAGCAGCAGAAAACCAAGCAACUACUGUGCUGGAGAACAAAAUGGACUAAAGGAAACAGAAUAAGCCUCACUCAGUUAUUGCCUCAGUCAUUACCCUUUGCUACAGCAAGAGUCACAUGAGACCUUGAUCUCUUUGGGAGACCCAUUGUUUCUUGAAAGGCUGGUACAGGAAGAUGUUGUGGUGAAUUCAAUACUCUUGUAUUUCAGAUGAAAUGCUGUUGCAUCCAGAUACCUUAGUCCAACAACUUACAAACAAAGCGAUCAGUAUUUUAGCAGUGCACAGGCAUCUGCUUGGCUGCGGAUGGCAGAGUAACAGAACUGACAGCGAUAACAGGGGCUUCCAGGCUGGGUGGUUUGAGGCUGCUCUCGUGCAAAAAGGACCUCUUUAUUUUAAGACAAUGGUGGCAAAGCUGUUGUGAAGGGAAAACAGACUUUUACUUGUAUUUUGGAAAUAGAAUGUUCUUUUCAAAUGACAUUUCACCUUCCAGUCAGUGGAAGGAGGAUUUUUUUUCCUCUCUUUUAUUUUUUUCCUGCCAGCAUAUCCAAAGAAAUCUCAUUAUCUUUAGAGGAUGUGUUAACCAGUGCAGCAGUGUAGAACAUGGUGUUGUGAAGAGGAAAAAUAGAUCUAUGCAGGGAAAGGAGGCGGCUUAGGAAGGGAGAGAUCCCAGAGAUUGCAGUUCAGCUUUCUACAAUAGGCAGGCAUUUGGAGUUCAUUUUAAUGUGAUAGCCACUUCAAGAGGCGUAAUUUUAGCUGUACAUACCUUAAGCCCUUUAUACUAACUAUGGUAUGGUAAAGGUUGAUCAUAAAAUGUGUACCUCCUCUUGUAUUGUUUGGGUUUCUGUUUUUUAAUUGUGGGAGUUUCUAGAUCCUUUUAUUUUGUAAAGUGCUUAGGAAGGCUUGUAUUGCUCUGAAGAUACUGCUUUGUAUGUAAACAUUUAUUUGCACCCUGCCACUUUCUGUAUAUGGGAAUAUCUUUUGUAUUCUUUUUCUUUGCCCCCAGGUUUUGAACUGUUUGUGUUCCCAUUUCUGUUUGACUUCAAUUACCUUUGCUAAGCUGUCACCUUCUACAACAUAUUCAGGUACUAAAUCAGCUUUUCCUGCCCUGAAAAUCCCUUGGCCCUUAGUAGCUAAAAUGUGAUGUAGAGCAGGAACAUUUCAAAUUCUCUUAUGUAGCUCAUAAAUCAGAUGUGCUGUUUCACACUUCUCUCCUGCUCAGGAUAGCAAACCAGCAUUGUCCUCUGCAGUUGCUCUUACAAACCCAUUGCACAGUUUCCCCAUAGAUCAGCACUUUGCCAAAAAGACAUAGCUUUAAAUUAAAAUGGCACUCUUCCUAGCUGGCCUGCUUGCAAAAACACACACCCUGUGGAGCUGAUGGCUGGUUAGAUUGAUAAAGACUUGCUGUUAGAAGGUUUUGGUCUCUUGUGUUCUGCUUGUGCUGCUUUUCUCAGCUCAUGGCUUAUGAUACUUGUUAAAGGUUCUGAAGACUGUCACACAAGCUGUCAGCCUGUGGCUGCUGAGCUGUGUGUCUUUACCUACCUUUA
Messenger RNA from Pezoporus occidentalis (night parrot), 5526 nucleotides. RefSeq names its product F-box protein 32 (gene FBXO32). Gene Ontology annotation, biological process: protein ubiquitination. The transcript is spliced from 9 exons. The record is from RefSeq and is a predicted model, not a curated record. Gene Ontology annotation, cellular component: SCF ubiquitin ligase complex; cytoplasm; nucleus. Gene Ontology annotation, molecular function: protein binding. NCBI's taxonomy places the organism in Eukaryota, Metazoa, Chordata, Aves, Psittaciformes, Psittacidae. The coding region runs from base 12 to 1079 and encodes 355 amino acids.